This is a messenger RNA of Cryptotermes secundus, 636 nucleotides long. Its product is annotated as cuticle protein 7. Lineage: Eukaryota; Metazoa; Arthropoda; Insecta; Blattodea; Kalotermitidae. Gene Ontology annotation, cellular component: extracellular matrix. The transcript is spliced from 3 exons. The coding region runs from base 1 to 636 and encodes 211 amino acids. The record is from RefSeq and is a predicted model, not a curated record.
AUGGAUCUCAAAGAAAUUUGUGUUGGAAGUCUGAACUGUGUUCUUCUGACUCAAGAGAGGGAUGAUGAACUUUCAGGUUCCAUACUAGGAGGAUGGGGUGUGGUUACAAUUCUGAGCGCGCUGGCAGCAGCUGUACCGGCCAUACCAGUGUCGGCCAUCGAGGAAAGCUACGGCCACCUGGCCGUAGCGCCUAUAGCUCUCUCGCAUGCUCCAGCGCUGGAAAUCUCACACGCACCCAUCGCAAUAGCUCACGCACCUGUGAUCAAGGAAGUGGAACACGAUUCCCCACCACAGUACGAAUUCAAGUACGGAGUUAAGGACACUCAUACUCAGGACAUCAAGGAGCAGGCCGAGAAGCGCGUUGGUGACAAGGUUGAAGGAUACUACAGUCUGUUGGAGCCUGAUGGUACAACCCGCACUGUUAAAUACACCGCUGACCAUCACAGUGGUUUCAACGCUGUCGUCACGAAGUCCGGACAAGCUGUCCACCCCGCCGCCCCUGUUAAGGUGGCCGUUCCUGUCCAAAAGGUCGUGGCAGCUCCUGUCGUCUCCUACGCCCACGCGCCUCUAGCCUCCCAUGAAGAUGCUCUUAGUCUGGGCAGUUAUGCUCAUGACGCAGAACUUAUUUACCAUUAA